Messenger RNA from Spodoptera frugiperda (fall armyworm), 7931 nucleotides. RefSeq names its product nuclear pore complex protein Nup98-Nup96 (gene Nup98-96). The coding region runs from base 235 to 5832 and encodes 1865 amino acids. The transcript has 45 exons. The record is from RefSeq and is a predicted model, not a curated record. Gene Ontology annotation, cellular component: nuclear pore cytoplasmic filaments; nuclear pore. Gene Ontology annotation, biological process: post-transcriptional tethering of RNA polymerase II gene DNA at nuclear periphery; RNA export from nucleus; protein import into nucleus. NCBI's taxonomy places the organism in Eukaryota, Metazoa, Arthropoda, Insecta, Lepidoptera, Noctuidae. Gene Ontology annotation, molecular function: structural constituent of nuclear pore.
UCUGUGGAUUGUCAAUGUGCGAGUGCCUUUGCAUGGUGUUUAUCCUUUGAAUUUUGCUGAAAAGUGCUAAAAUAUCAGUGUUUUUGUGAUAAAACGCUAAGAAAGUGUCGGCGCGAGCCGAAUAUAAGUUCUUUAGUGCGUUGUUUCAUAAGCGAUGACUGUCUUCGAAUAAGUUUAGUUGGAUAAAAGUGAACAGUGACACAGGAAUCGACACCAGGACCGUAAUAUUUCAACAUGUUUCAAAAGCCAGCCUUUGGGUCUACUACAGCCAAUUUUGGCUCCUUCAACUCCGGUACAUCAACGGCGUCUCCGUUUGGGGGGUUUAAACCCACGACGGGGACGAGUGCUUUCGGCGCGCCCCCAGCCUUCGGGGCGGCUACGUCUACCCAACCUACCACUGGUGGAGGUCUUUUCGGCUCAACGAACACGACCGGUGGUCUUUUCGGUGGGUCUACGGCGUCUACUUCGACGUCGGGCUUCGGCGCGAGUACCUCGGGCUUCGGUUUCGGAGCCACGCAGCCCGCUACCGGAGGCCUAUUUGGAAAUACUUCGACUGUCGGAGGCGGGCUCUUUGGUAACACCCAUAACCAAACUGCCUUUGCUGCUAAACCUACCGGCUUCGGUUUCGGCAGUACAUCCACGACCGGAGCGACCACCGGCGGACUCUUCGGCUCCACUCCCUCCACCGGCACCGGGCUCUUCGGCCAGCAGACCAACACCCUAGGGGGAGGGGGGCUGUUCUCUAAUAAUGCUGCAGGCGGUUUCGGUCAGCAGCAGAGCACGGCGACCGGUACCGCGCACGUCAAGUACAACCCGGUCGUCGGCACCGACGUCGUGGUCAAAUCCGGGACCUCGCAGACUGUCAACAUCAAACACCACUGUAUUACUUGUAUGAAGGAAUAUGAAAACAAGUCGUUGGAAGAGCUUCGACUGGAAGACUACGUGGCCGGUCGGAAAGGGAACACCGGUGGCGUGUUCGGGGGGUUCCAACCUCAGGCUGAGAACAAACCGCUCUUUGGGGGCAGCACAUUCGGCCAACCAGCCACAACUAGCGCUCCGUCCGUGUUCGGGGGCUCCGCCCUCGGUACCACGGGGGCCUUCGGUACCCAGAACUCUUCGUUCUCGUUCGCAAAUAAUGCUCAGAAUACUACGAACACUACGGGGCUGUUUGGGGCCAACAAACCUGCUUUUGGAGCUACGUCUACUACUGGUGGUACCGGUCUAUUCGGUGCGACGACCACCCAGGCACCUACGUUCGGUACCAACACAUCCACCUUUGGUUUCGGUACUAACACACAGAAUCAGCAACAGUCAACAGGCCUGCUGUUCGGCGCGGCGAAGCCGGCGCAGCCCGCGUUCGGCGCCAGCCCGGCCACCAGCGGGUUCGGCACCUUCGGCUCUGGUGGGGUCUUCGGGGCCAAGACACAGCCACCUACCUUCGGCACACAGGCUCCUGGUACGAUGACGUCUGGUGGUUUCGGCACGAAUACGUCCACGGCCAGCGGUGGACUCUUCGGAGGCCAGAACACUGGGUUCGGGAAACCCACCACAGCACCUACGUUUGGCUUUGGUACUACACCGCAAACUGGACUUGGUACGGGUCUGGGCGGCGGUCUGGGCAGCAAUACUUUCCAAGCCAAACCCGCGGCGACCGCCUUCGGACAAAUGACCAACACGCCGUUCGCGCAACCGGCCAACAAUACGGUCUGGACACGUCUGGACACGUCUCUAGGCGGCGGGAUAUUCGGGAACAACACGUCUCUCACCGGCGGGAUGGGGCUCGGCAUGCAGAACAACCAGAAUACUGCUCUCAACAACUCCCUAUCGGGAUCGUCUGCGGCGGGCAACGUCCACGAGCAGAUCCUGACGCUGGCCGCGCGGCCCUACGGGGACUCGCCGCUCUUCAAGGACCUACUGCCUGACUCUUCAACAACAGCAGAAGACGUCCUAAAACCGACGAACCCGGCCGCGGUCCAAGCCGUGCUAGACCGCACGGGGUCCAGCCAGUACCGGGUCACGUCCCCGGUGGGACCCCGCCUGGCCCUGACCCCGCGCUCCGCCCUGCAGCAUGAUAAGAAAUCCCUAUUCGACGGCUUGGAAGAAUCGGACGCUAGUUUAGAAGACAAACUGAGUCUGAAGCCGAGCCGCAAGCGUUUGGUGCUGCGCCCCAAUCAUAGAGCCAACGAGAGUCAUCAGGACAGCGUCGAUCGCAGCAAUAAUGAUAAUGCCAGGUCCAUGGAGGAGCCGCCCCGCUCCAACGGCGCCCCCCACGAGACUGGCUCCGACCAGCCGAACGUCGAUGAAGUGGAUCGCAGACAGGACGAGUUUGGCUCCUUGAAGGACGCUGGGAGACAAGCUGAUGUAAGCGCUGGCUCCGACAAGCAUGGCAGUUGGCUGAGUGGUUCGAAGAUGUGGAACGACAAGGAGCGUCCUAUUGACGGAGAACCGACUCCAAGGCUGUAUCCUAAUAUCGACAAAGACAUCCAAGCCCAAGUAACCGAGCGUCGUGCGAGCUGGUUGACGACCAAACCGCUGCGCAAACCGCUCACCAACAACCCGGAGUCCGCCGAGCACUCCGUCAGGGAGCUGGGGGUGAGGGGGGACUCCUCGCAUGAUAAGGAGAAUGUUGAUACUCUGUCUGUUUCAGAAGAAGAGAAUGUGUCGCCGAGAGAGGCGCCCCCCCACCCCACCGGGGUGAAACUAACGCGGCCCGGGUACUAUACUAUACCCACCUUAGAUGAGAUGAUCGCGUACAUGCGUCCGGACGGUACGUGCGUGGUCCCCCACCUGACGAUCGGCCGCAAGAACUACGGCAACGUUUACUACGACACGGAGAUCGACGUCGCCGGCAUGGACCUCGAUAGUUUGGUGCACUUCUUGAACAAAGAAGUGAUAAUCUACCCCGAUGAGUCGGAGAAGCCGCCUCUAGGUGAGGGCCUGAACCGCCGCGCCAUUGUCACCCUCGACCGCGUGUGGCCACGGGACAAGAGUGAGAAGAGGGCCAUUACUGACCCGGAGAGACUAGCGAAAAUGGAAUACGAAUGGAAACUACGCCGUGUAUGCGACAAACACAACACCAAAUUCAUAGAAUACCGGCCCAGCUCCGGUAGUUGGGUGUUCCGCGUCGAACACUUCAGCAAGUACGGCCUGACUGAUUCGGAUGAGGACGAUGAUGUACCGGAGCUGAUGAAGAGGCAGCUUGUUAAUCAGGUGUUGCAGAAGACUGCUGCGAAUGCCCCCAAGCCACCAGUAGCGACCCCCUCGGUAGGACUGGGGGGUCUCGGCGCCCCCCCAAUGAUGCCAGAGGACAACCUAUUCGCCAUGCAACAAACUUCGUUGAACCUACUCAAUGGCGCUGGGAAAGCCUUCGAAAUGGACACGACGGAAGACAACGCCGAGUCCCAGAGCUUGUAUUUAGAUAAUAGAGCAUUCGGUGUAAAGAGUCCUACGAGUGAACUGGCUCGAUUGGAACACCGACAGAGCCACAAUGUGCAGCUCAUGAAGGCGUCCCUAUACGCUGAUACUGAAAUGGAGGACGACGCGUCAGUGUCGACCGGCGACCAGUUGGUCCCUGUAUCGGCGCCACUGCUGUCCGUGCCGACACUGGCGCCCUCUGCCGUCAGGGAGGAACUACCUGUAGCUGAAGCUGAAAUGGCUGUUGUUGAGGAAGUGCCGAUGAAGCCUCUAAUAGUGCAACCACACACGGUAGUGCUGAAGUACCACAGGAAAGUGCCGCCCUUCCGACAGACCAUUGCAGGUCGCCUAGACGCGGCGUACAUAUCGGACAUGUCUGUGUGUCGCGCGCGCCACUCGCGCGUCGGUUUCGGCGUCGCCGGCACCAUCGCCUUCGCUACGUCCUACGACGCCGUCAACGAUCUGCCUAAAUCGGCGGAGCUGUCAGAGCUGGGCCGGUACGUGCGUGGCCGAGCCAACAACGACUGGUCGGAGCCCGCGCUCGUCCGGAUGGCCAUCGGACAACACGAUAAGGAUGAUGGGAUGAUGGACGUACUAAAGAAGCACCUAGAAACACUACUAGACCACUCGUCUCUGUCCGAGGUAGACGCGACACAGUGCCCGCAGCUGCGACUGUCGCAAUCCCCGCGCGACAGACGCGUCGUACUGUCGCAGUAUCUGAAGGACUCGGCUAAACUAACGUCGCGGUAUAAGUUCGGAGUGUCGGGCGCUUAUUGUAACGAGGUAUGGCGCCUGUGUGACGCGCUGUGGGGGGCCGACUUGGAUAAUGAUGGUGUACCCGGCACGGAUCCUCUGUCGAUAGUGAACAGGCACCGACAGUUCCUCGACUGGUUGAAGACUGCAGUGGCCGAGGCCACGGACGAGGACCUGGCCAAACCCACCCCUGGGGAGAAGGAGGAUGAAUCGGACGGACACAGCGUUCGCAUAUGGACGCUCCUACUGGGUGGUCGGAUACUGGAGGCGUGCAAGGUGGCCAGGGAACAUGGAGACCUGAAUAUGGCCAUACUGCUGUCGCAGGCUGCCGGCGACCCAUCAUUCCGUUCCCUGAUCAGCCGCCAACUGUCCCAGUGGCGGGAGUGUGGGGCAGAGUCCCUCAUCUCUGCCCACCGCUGGGCCGCGCUACUGCUGGUCGCCGGGCUCUCUACUCCAAGGGACAAGCUCACCGAGACCGACUGGCUCCGGGCUCUACACUGUACUGCUAGAUACCUCUGCCCUCACGUGCCGACUCUAGAGCAAGUGCUCCGUAAAUACGAGGGCUUCUUCACUCCCUCCUCAGAGGACCAGGAGGCAGACCUCUCCCUCCUGGAUUCGGAGGAGAUGGACAUGCAGCUGCCGCUACCGCCAUACGUUAAGCAGUAUGAUGUUACCGUUGUACAAAACGGCAGACAGCGUCGUGUCCUAGACCUGCGCUACGAGUUGAUCCGCGCGCGGGCGUACAACGCGCGGCCCCGCCUGCGCCCCGCCGCAUACACGCCCGACCCCAUGGACUACAGCCUGUGUUUCCUGCUGGGCACGUGGUUCGGCAACCCGGACACGGCGAGUAUCACCGGUAUAGCGGAGCAACUCGAGGCGGCCGGGCUCUGGCACCUCGCCGUACUGGCGCUGGCGUACCAUCCCGACCAGACGGCUCGUGGCCACCUAAUACGCGGCGUGCUAUCACGGCACGCGCCCGCCAAGGCGGAGUCUGCAGAGAUGAAGGCUCGCCUCGACCUCAUCAGGCGGCUGAAGGUACCGGAGCAAUGGCUGUUGUUGGCACAGGCGCAUCGGGCUAAGUAUGAGCGUCUCCCGGCCAUAGAGGCGGAGCACCUGGUGGGCGCCGGACAUUGGAACGCGGCGCAUAAAGUAUUGAUCGAGGAAUUAUUACCGGAGGCUGUCUUGGCAGACGACCUACAGAGUAUAUCCCCCCUACUGGACCGCAUGGCGGAGGCUGCGCGGCGCCACGAGGUGGCGGGCUGGGAGACCGGGGGGCAGGCCGUCUACCACUACCUGCACGUCUGCGACGAGAUCCGCGGGCUGGUAUCGUCGGCGGAGUCGGCGGGUGACCGCGCGACGGUGUCGGCGCGACUGGACGCGCUGCGGCCGCAUGUCGCCGCCGCAUGCAGGGCGCUCGGGGCGCUGCACGCCAAGAGCCCCGGAGUCCGUUUCGCCCGCGCGGAGAUGGGCGCCCGGCUGGUGCAGUGCACGCUGGUGGCCGGGGAGCCGCCCGCGCACCUCGCCGCGCUGCUGCGGGCGCUGCGACUGCCGCCCGACACCACGCACGCCGCCGUGCACAAGAUAAGUUCAGUAAUAGCAUCGAGAGCAGCGGAGUCGUGCGGCAACUCCAGCAGUCCGCCGUCUGCCCACCCCGUGGCGAGCUAACGGGAUGAACAUACGCAAAUACAUCAAUUCCUCAAAUACCCUAACCUCCCAAGAGGCCGGCAACGCACUAGUAACUCCUCUAGUGUUGCGGGUGUCCAUGGACGGCGAAUGCUUAAGUGAGCGAUGUAGAAGCGAACGCGAAGCGAAUUGUGUAGUUUCCUAGGUCAAAUAUAAAUUACUAGCUACUUCCGCGCGGUUUCACCCGCUCUGCUCAGCUCCUAUUGGUCAUAGCGUGAUGUUUUAUAGCCUAUAACCUUCCUCGAUAAAUGCACUAUCCAACACAAAAAGAAUUAUUCAAAUUGGACCAGUAGUUCCUGAGAUUAGCGCGUUCAAACAAACAAACAAACUCUUCAGCUUUAUAAUAUUAGUAUAGAUUUUGACUUUCCAAUACGAUAGAAUAUCCCAAUAUAAUCGUACUUUCAUUCAUUAAUUCGAUGACAUACUCAAUUUUUAAUUUUUCUUGCUAUUUUUUGCGAAAUAAGUGUAUGCUAUUUGACGCAAAAAAUUAUGACGUCAUAAUUUGCGAUCUCCUACAAAAUUCAUAGAAAGGUAACGUUUUUGACAUUUCUAUAGAAGUAUUGAAUGUGACUAGUUGGAAACUACAGUAUUCAACGCGAUGCGGUGUGACGGCGGCUAUGUCCUACGUGCGUGUGGAUCGUUUCGUUUUGUUUCUGUUUCCGACAUUAUAAACAAACACGUGACGGCACCGCGUCCAGUUCGCGCGACAAUAUCAAGCCAAUACGCUAGUUUCCUACUAGUCAAAUUCAAUACUUUAUUCGAAACGUCAAAAACGAUAUUUUCUAUGAACUUUGUAUGAAAUACUCUAUUAUGACGUCAUCAGAUUUUCACGUCAAAUAGCAGACUUAUUUCUAGAAAUUAAACUAGAAAAAAUCUAAAAUUAAGUAGUAGAAUGAGAGUGUGAUUAUUUUUGUAUAAGUAUUUUAUUGUAUUGAAAAGUUGUAAUAAUUUAUGUUUGACCGAGGAUACUGCCCGAUUGGUCGGUCGGUCACGGAGGCCACGUCAAUACAUUUUGACAGUUUGUUGUUUUCGCAUCGCAUCGCAUCGCAUUCGCGUCUAGGUUGUUCACGGAAAACUGCUUACCAUCAGUGCAAGAGGGACGGAGCUAUACAACCUACAUAGCUCCGUCCCUCUCGCACUGCUCAGUGAUCGACCAUUCUGACACAAUUGUAAUAGCAGACUAAGGCCCCAGGUGAUCCGUCUGCUCGUUUGCCGGCUUAUACAAGAAAUGUAAUAUAUAGCAUAGUUUUUUUUUAUAUAAGUAGACAUAAGAAAUUGUGUAAAAUAUGCCAAUAGACACACACACACAACGUCACGCCUUUUAUCCCCGAAGGGGUAGGCAGAGGUGCACACUACGGCACGUAAUGCCGCUAUACAAUGUACACCCACUUUUCACCAUUUUGUAUUAUAAGUCCCAUGUAAUAGGGGAUGAGCCUAUUGCCAUAUCCUGGACACAAUUCCAGACUCCAUGCUACUGCUGAAAAAUUUUCGAAAAUCCGAAAAAAGCCCAGUAAUACUUUUGCCCGACCCGGGAAUCGAACCCGAGACCCCUUGUUCGGCAGUCGCACUUGCGACCACUCGACCAACGAGGCAGUGCCAAUAGACUCACCCCCUAUUACAUAUAGAACUGGUGAAAAGUAUAUGUUACAUUGUAUAUGUACACCUCUGCCUACCCCCUUUACAUGUUACUUCCUGAAAAGUAAACUUAAAAUUAGUGAUACAAUAUGUUGUAGUAGUUUGAAGCUGAUUUAAGUGUUUGACUGCCAAUAGAAAACUGUUGAAGGCAAAUCCUCCGCUAACGUCGGUCACCGGUGACCACCACGGCGUUCAAUGUGUUAAAGCAAAUAUAAUAGAUCCGUUAAAAUUGAAUAGUACGUCUGUCAGUUACGUGUUUGUUACAAUAUGAAGAUUUAUAUGUAGAAGAACGAGCGAGAAACUCCAUCGUUACUCUUUUAAAACAAUAAUGUCGUAAUAUCACUAGUAACAUAUAGGAAAUCUACCAAAAUAAUCACUUUUGUAAAUUGUCAAAUAAGUAAUUGUGAUAAAAAGCGUAAGAAUUUAGAAAAAUACAUUUUCGAUUU